AUGGCCGCGGGAGCCGGGACGGCGGGCCCCGCUUCCGGCCCGGGCGUCGUGCGUGACCCGGCGGCGUCACAGCCGAGGAAGCGGCCGGGCCGGGAGGGCGGGGAGGGCGCGCGGCGAGCGGACGCGAUGGCGGGAGGAGGCGGGAGCGGCGACAGCAGCGGGCGGUCGGCCGGCCGGCGGGCGUCCCGCAGCGGCGGGCGGGCUCGGCGGGGGCGCCGUGAGCCGGGGCUGGGUGGCGCCGCGGAGCGGGGCGCGGGGGAAGCGCGGCUGGAAGAGGCGGUCAACCGCUGGGUGCUCAAGUUCUACUUCCACGAGGCGCUGCGGGCCUUUCGGGGCAGCCGGUACGGGGACUUCAGGCAGAUCCGGGACAUCAUGCAGGCUUUGCUUGUCAGGCCCUUGGGGAAGGAGCACACCGUGUCCCGGCUGCUGCGGGUUAUGCAGUGUCUGUCGCGCAUUGAAGAAGGGGAAAAUUUAGACUGUUCCUUUGAUAUGGAGGCUGAGCUCACGCCACUGGAAUCAGCUAUCAAUGUGCUGGAGAUGAUUAAAACGGAAUUUACACUGACAGAGGCAGUGGUCGAAUCCAGUAGAAAACUGGUCAAGGAGGCUGCUGUCAUUAUUUGUAUCAAAAACAAAGAAUUUGAAAAGGCUUCCAAAAUUUUGAAAAAACAUAUGUCCAAGGACCCUACGACUCAGAAGCUGAGGAAUGAUCUCUUGAACAUUAUCCGUGAAAAGAACUUGGCACAUCCUGUUAUCCAGAACUUUUCCUAUGAGACCUUCCAACAGAAGAUGCUGCGCUUCCUGGAGAGUCACCUGGAUGAUGCAGAACCCUACCUCCUCACGAUGGCUAAGAAGGCUUUGAAAUCUGAAUCUGCUGCCUCAGCUACAGCGAAGGAAGAGAAACAGCCAGCCCCAGAGCCUGUGGAAAAGCCAAUCAGAGAACCUGCAAGGCAGUUAAGAAAUACUCCAACCACCAUUGGAAUUAUGACUCUGAAAGCAGCUUUCAAGACUCUGUCCAGUGCACAGGAUUCUGAGGCAGCCUUCUCAAAACUGGACCAGAAAGACCUGGUACUGCCUAAUCAAGUAUCCCCACCAUCACCAGCCCUCAAAAACAAGAGACCGAGAAAAGAUGAAAAUGAAAAUUCAGCCUCUGCUGAGGGUGGCUCUGAACUGCAACCCAAGACCAAGCGCAUGACAAUAAGCAGAUUGGUUUUGGAGGAGGACAGCCAGAGUACUGAGCCGAGCACAGGCCUCGACUCCUCCCAGGACGUCGUUCCACCAUCACCAUCCAAGCCCACUGUUCCCAACCAACCCCUCCCUGGGGAGAAGAAUCCCAAAGUACCCAAAGGCAAGUGGAACAGCUCUAAUGGGGUUGAAGAAAAGGAGUCUUGGGUGGAAGAGGAAGAACUGUUUCCAGUUCAGGCAGCACCAGAUGAAGACAGUGCAACCAGUAUAACAAAAAAGCAGAAAUGGACUGUAGAAGAGAGUGAGUGGGUCAAGGCUGGCGUGCAGAAAUACGGGGAAGGAAACUGGGCUGCCAUUUCUAAAAAUUACCCAUUUGUUAACCGAACAGCUGUGAUGAUAAAGGAUCGCUGGCGGACCAUGAAAAGACUUGGCAUGAACUGAAACAGGCUUUCAUUCCACAGAAUUCAUAGGAGCAUGGUUCCUAAUAAUAGCCCCUGGUAGUCUGUUUCUUUCAGAAGCUGGGCUGGGAUGAGAAUUUUGGGCAUCCUCCUUCGACAUGAGGGGCGGUCCCAGUUUCACUUUACCGCUCUCGGAGCUAAGAAACAAAGCCAAGUCCCCCCCCAUGUCCUUGGCAGAGAUGACAGGCACAUAGCUUGUACAGUGCCAGAAUAUCAUUAGUAUUUCCCUUCUUUAGUGGUUUGCUUGAAUUUAAAUUCCUGGUAAUUAGUAGAACCUCUCCUAGGAAAUGGUGGAGUCUGUUAGGAGCCACUUUUGACUUCACAACCUGUUAAAACCAGCAACAUGAGCAUUAUUUGGAGUGAACUCUAUCCAGGUAAAGCUUUGGCCUUCCAAUGCAAAUGCAAAGGACCUUUGUUAUGAGCCCAGGUUGAUGAGAGACCAGUCCUGGUAAAAUCAGAGUCCUUUUAAAACUGCUUAGCCCGUUGUGACAUCAAUACUGAGAUCUGACUGUCUUGGCAUUUGCUUGUAUCAUUUGCUGGGCUGCACAGACAGGUUUAACCUCCAUUUCUCAUGUGGUUGAACCUAUGUGUUUUUUGGUAAAAUGGUGAUUGUAGAUAAACUUAGCCUCUCCCCCAUCCUCUCCUGACAAUUCCCUACCUUAUGCUGGACUUUUAAAGCCUAAAAGAAAAUCCCAAUUGACUAUAAAUGUCUAAUUCCAUUCUUUGUGAAAUGGUUGCUUCCGCUUGAUUCCCUAGUUGUGCUGUGUUAGUGUCUUGCACUGAAAUUCAACAUUCCCUUCUCCCUUUUCCUUUUGUACCGUGUUGUGCUUGCUGUUUCUUGGACAUCCUUUAAGACUUUUUAGCAAAAAAAAAAAAAAAAAAAAAAAUAUUCAGUAAAGUGUUUUCUGUAAUCUUUUUUUAAAAUACGGGAACUAAUUAUUGUCCAUAACUUGUAGCAUUCUUCAUUAAAGUACUGCUUCUCUCAAACUUAAGUAGCAUUUUAAUUGCAGCACAGCAUGUAUGAAUAGGCAGAGGUAACAAAAUGUUGAACAGGCUUUUAUGAACCAUGUUGACUAUGUUAAGAAGUUGAGGUCAUCCAAAGGCCGUACUGAAUUUUAUAAUCUUUGCAAGCAGUGUACAAAAGUUGUGGAAGAUCCCUCUGAAUUUGUCCACUUCUUCAUAUACCAUAUUCUUGGAGACAAAAAAAUUAUCCCUUGAAAGGCAAGGUGUAAAACACUGAAAUUUUAAAAUGUAUCCUGUAGCUGUAAGUUGGAAA
Messenger RNA from Talpa occidentalis (Iberian mole), 2916 nucleotides. RefSeq names its product telomeric repeat binding factor 2 (gene TERF2). NCBI's taxonomy places the organism in Eukaryota, Metazoa, Chordata, Mammalia, Eulipotyphla, Talpidae. Gene Ontology annotation, biological process: negative regulation of telomeric D-loop disassembly; telomeric D-loop disassembly; protein localization to chromosome, telomeric region. The coding region runs from base 1 to 1623 and encodes 540 amino acids. Gene Ontology annotation, cellular component: shelterin complex; nucleus; chromosome, telomeric region. The transcript is spliced from 10 exons. Gene Ontology annotation, molecular function: double-stranded telomeric DNA binding; telomerase activity; G-rich strand telomeric DNA binding. The record is from RefSeq and is a predicted model, not a curated record.